Messenger RNA from Truncatella angustata, 747 nucleotides. RefSeq lists its product as uncharacterized. The record is from RefSeq and is a predicted model, not a curated record. Bases 1 to 747 code for a protein of 248 amino acids. Lineage: Eukaryota; Fungi; Ascomycota; Sordariomycetes; Amphisphaeriales; Sporocadaceae. The transcript has a single exon.
AUGAAACCCUUAAGUUUCGUUUUCCUUGCUCUAGCCGCGGGUGUGCACGCGAAUGGCGACCACGGCGUCAACAGUGGCGAUUACACUCAUCACCCGCCUCCGCCACCAGAGGGUCCAGGGGUGCCUGGUGGGCCUCCUGACUGCACCAGCAGCGACGGCUCGAAGCAUACCAGUUCAUGGGGUGGCAAGCCUCCUUCAUGGACAACGUCUACGAUUUACACCCUGACGACCGCCACUAGCGACUGCGAAGAUGGCCCUACAACAACUGUUGUCACCGUUCCUGUCAGCACGACUCUUUAUCCCAUCACGCAAUCGGAGAAGACAAGUACCAUAACCAGUACUUCCAGCAUCGCCGUCACCUUAACUGAAGUUUCUUCAUUCACUUAUAGUGAAAGUUACCCUACUCACUCUGGAGGUAGCAGCUAUCCCGUCCAUUCGUCCACCUAUCCAGUCGAGACGGAUAGCUACCCCGCCGGAAUAUCCUCCACCGCUGCUGUCUCUUCGUACACUGUCAUUCCUUACCCCGUGCCGAGCACCUCUACCGUGGUUGCCCCAACAACCAAGUCGGCCACCCAAGGUUAUCCCACCACAAAGAUCACCGUUGGCACUACUAGCACCAAGACGACCUCUAAGACUGCGGCUACGACCACUAGCACCCAGGUACCUGUUACUGCUGCCGCUGCCGCGAUCGUUCAUGGCGGCGGUGCUGCGAUUGCUGCGGCUGCGUUGGUUGUUGCCAUGAUUUAG